CGGGCGGCGCGGGGGUUCAUGAAGCAGGGGGGCAUCGCCGCCUGGAACAUCGCCCCCCUCUUCAAGGGUCUGGGCCUGGCCUCCAUGGUGAUCGUCUUCUUCUGCAACUCCUACUACAUCAUGAUCCUGGUGUGGGGGCUCUUCUACCUGGUGCACUCGCUGACGGACACCCUGCCCUGGGCCACCUGCGGCCACGCCUGGAACACCGAGCAGUGCGCCGAGCUCUUCCACCUCGAGCUCUGCCGCAAUGGCAGCAGCAACGCCAGCGCCGGCACUGGGCCCUUCAACCUCAGCUGUGCCGACCUGGCCAGCAAGCGCUCGCCUGUCAUCGAGUUUUGGGAGAACAAGGUGCUGCGGCUCUCGGGGGACCUCAGCGAGCCGGGGGAGAUGAACUGGCAGAUGAUCCUCUGCUUGGUCACCACCUGGGUCGUCGUCUACUUCUGCAUCUGGAAGGGCGUCAAGUCAACCGGGAAGAUUGUCUACUUCACGGCACUCUUUCCCUACGUGGUCCUCAUCCUGCUGCUGGUCCAUGGGGUGACGCUGCCCGGGGCACUGGGCGGCAUCGUCUACUACCUGAAACCCGACUGGUCCAAGCUGGCUGAGGCGCAGGUCUGGAUCGAUGCCGGCACCCAGAUCUUCUUCUCCUACGCCAUCGGGCUGGGCGCCCUGACCGCGCUGGGCAGCUACAACCGCUUCCACAACAACUGCUACAGGGACGCCUACAUCCUGGCCGUGAUCAACAGCUCCACCAGCUUCUUCGCCGGCUUCGUCGUCUUCUCCGUGCUGGGCUUCAUGGCCUCUGAGCAAGGCGUGGACAUCUCCAAGGUGGCCGAGUCCGGCCCCGGGCUGGCUUUCAUCGCCUACCCCAAAGCCGUGACGCUGAUGCCCUUGUCCCCACUCUGGGCCACGCUCUUCUUCUUCAUGCUUCUCGUGCUGGGGCUGGACAGUCAGUUUGUCGGUGUGGAGGGUUUCAUCACGGGCAUCCUGGACCUGUUCCCCCAGCCGGGGGCUGGCUCGCUGCGCCGCGAGCUCCCCGCCGCGCUCUGCUGUGUCGUCUGUUGCCUCAUCGACCUCUCCAUGGUCACACAGGGCGGCAUGUACGUGUUCCAGCUCUUUGACAACUACUCGGCCAGCGGGAUCACGCUGCUGUGGCAGGCUUUCUGGGAGUGUGUGGUCAUUGCCUGGGUCUACGGCGCCGACCGCUUCAUGGACGACGUGGCCCGCAUGAUCGGCUACCGGCCCCUGCCCUUCAUGAAGUGGUGCUGGGCAGUGGUGACGCCGCUGGUCUGCGUGGGCAUCUUCGUGUUCCACGUGGUGAACUACAAGCCGCUGACCUACAACAAGACGUACGUGUACCCGUGGUGGGGGGACGCCAUCGGCUGGGUCCUGGCGCUCUCCUCCAUGCUCUGCAUCCCCUGCACCGUCCUCUACAAGCUCCUGCGCUGCAAAGGCUCCCUGCGCGAGCGCUGGCAGCUCCUGACCACUCCGAUCUGGGGCCACCACCACCUGGAGUACCUGACGCCUGAGGCAGAAGCCAAGCUGCUGGCCCCGGAACCCCCCAAGGAGAAGGCGACGCUCUUC
This is a messenger RNA of Aptenodytes forsteri (emperor penguin), 1581 nucleotides long. RefSeq names its product solute carrier family 6 member 8 (gene SLC6A8). Gene Ontology annotation, biological process: sodium ion transmembrane transport. The record is from RefSeq and is a predicted model, not a curated record. The transcript has 12 exons. The annotation marks the transcript as partial. Gene Ontology annotation, cellular component: membrane. Lineage: Eukaryota; Metazoa; Chordata; Aves; Sphenisciformes; Spheniscidae.